Molecule: messenger RNA, 1677 nt
Organism: Nerophis lumbriciformis (worm pipefish)
Lineage: Eukaryota; Metazoa; Chordata; Actinopteri; Syngnathiformes; Syngnathidae
Source: RefSeq, a predicted model, not a curated record
AUGUCGCUAUUAGAAGGUCCGUUGAACGUUCUCGGCCAGCGAACAACUGGCGAGUCCGUUCGCACCCAAAAUGUCAUGGCAGCGGCAUCCAUCGCUAACAUCGUCAAGAGCUCCCUUGGACCGGUGGGCCUUGACAAGAUGUUGGUUGAUGACAUUGGGGACGUUACCAUCACCAAUGAUGGCGCAACCAUCUUGAAGCUCCUGGAAGUGGAGCACCCAGCCGCUAAGGUCCUGUGCGAACUGGCUGACUUGCAGGACAAAGAGGUUGGAGACGGGACUACCUCUGUGGUAAUCCUUGCUGCAGAGUUACUGAAGAGUGCAGACGAACUGGUCAAGCAGAAAAUUCACCCAACGUCGGUCAUCAGCGGAUAUCGUCUGGCUUGCAAGGAGGCGGUGCGUUACAUCAAUGAAAAUCUCACCAUUGGAACCGAUGACUUGGGCAGGGAAUGCUUACUCAACGCAGCCAAGACCUCUAUGUCCUCCAAGAUCAUCGGAGUUGACGCCGACUUCUUCGCCAACAUGGUGGUGGAUGCCACAAUGGCUGUCAAGUUCGUGGAUGCCAAGGGUAUGUCCAAAUACCCCAUCAACGCUGUCAAUGUGCUGAAAGCGCACGGUCGCAGCCAGAAGGAGAGUUUCUUGGUUAACGGCUACGCGCUCAACUGCACGGUGGGCUCACAAGAAAUGACUAAGCGAGUUCUCAACGCCAAGAUUGCCUGUCUUGACUUCAGCCUGCAGAAGACCAAGAUGAAAAUGGGAGUUCAAGUCGUCAUCAACGACCCAGAGAAGCUGGACCAGAUCCGACAAAGGGAGUCCGACAUUACCAAGGAGAGGAUUCAGAAGAUCCUGGCGGCAGGAGCCAACGUGGUGCUGACCACUGGAGGCAUUGACGACAUGUGCCUCAAGUACUUUGUGGACGCUGGCGCCAUGGCUGUGAGGAGAGUUCUCAAAAGGGACCUUAAACGCAUCGCCAAAGCAACAGGAGCCACCGUCUGCCCAUCUCUAUCCAAUUUGGAGGGAGAGGAGACAUUUGAGGCCACCAUGUUGGGUCAAGCCGAGGAGGUCGUUCAAGAACGUAUCUGCGAUGACGAGCUCAUUCUUGUCAAGAACACCAAAGCGCGCACGUCCGCCUCCAUUGUUCUACGCGGAGCCAACGACUUCAUGUGUGACGAAAUGGAGCGCUCGCUGCAUGAUGCGCUCUGCGUGGUGAAGAGGGUGCUGGAGUCCAAGUCGGUUGUCCCGGGCGGGGGCGCCGUGGAGGCGGCUCUGUCCAUCUAUCUGGAAAACUACGCUACCAGCAUGGGUUCCCGAGAACAGUUAGCCAUCGCAGAGUUUGCUCGGUCCUUGCUGGUCAUCCCCAAAACACUGGCCGUCAACGCCGCGCAGGACUCCACGGACCUGGUGGCAAAACUGAGGGCUUUUCACAACGAGGCGCAGGUCAAUCCUGAACGCAAGAAUCUAAAAUGGAUUGGUCUUGACCUGUUGAACGGCAAACCCCGGGAUAAUCGGCAGGCAGGUGUGUACGAGCCCACCAUGGUGAAGACUAAGAGCCUGAAGUUCGCCACGGAGGCGGCCAUCACUAUCUUGCGCAUCGACGACCUCAUCAAGCUGUUCCCCGAGCCCAAAGAGGGCGGCCAGUCGUACCAAGAAGCCGUCGAAUCUGGAUCUCUGAAUGGUUAA